AUGAGUGAUAAUCAUUGUUCAUUGGAUUUAAUAUUUCCUAAUGAAUUAUUAUUGGAAAUAUUUCAAUAUGUUGAUACUUUCGAUUUAUAUCGUGCAUUUGACAAUCUUAAUCAUCGAAUUAAUUGUAUUUUGAAUGAUGUUCCUUUAAAGUUAGAUUUAAGUACAGUACGUGAUGAAAAACAUAUUCAACAUCUUUACAAACAUUUUAUACAACCAAAGAGAUAUCAAUUUGUAUCAUUAAAAAUACCUAAACAUCAAAAAUGUCCAAGUUUAACAUCAUUGAAUAUCGAUCAAUUUUCAAAUUUAUCAAGAUUAAAUAUUUACAAUCCAUCAAUAAAACAAUUAAGUCAAAUUCAACCCUUAACAUUUCCAUGUUUAAAAUCAUUAUCAAUACCGUUUAUAUCAUAUCAGUCAAAUGCUUAUCAUCAAUUAUGUAAUCGAAUAUUUAUUAAAAAUGCAUUUAAAUUAUUAAAUAAAUGUUAUUUAUCUGAUCUUACUUAUCAAGUAAUAGAUUCAUUAACAACAUGCCUAUAUUCAUCAUCAAUUGAAUAUCUAAAAAUUCGUUGGUGUACUAAACAAACAUUUUCUUUAUUAAUACAAAAUUUAUUAAAAUUGAAUACAUUAUGUGUAAAUAUAUAUCCAUGUCAUGAUCAAACAUUUCUAACACUAACAACAAAUGUGCUAACACUAAUUAGACUUAAAUUAAAUAUUGUUAAUGGUAAUAUGAGUUUUAAACAAAUAAAAUAUUUAUUAGAAUAUUUACCGAAUUUAGAACAUUUAACAUUGAUUUCAAGUAUAAAUAUCUAUUUUGAUUUAAAUGAAUGGAAAUCUAUUGCAAUACGUAUAAGUAACUUAAAAACAUUGAAUAUAGUUAUGAUAAUGAAUAGAGUUCGCGAAUAUAAUGGUUCAGAACAACAGUAUUUCUUAUUUGAACGUGUUAAUUGUUGCUUUAAAAUAGUGGAUAGAAAUGGAGACUAUGACGUUUGUGAUACAUUAUCAUCACCUUCAACGACUUUGUCUUCAUCGACCGGAGAUGCCGAUAUGACUUCAUUGACAAAUGAAUCAUGCACACCAGACGCUUCAACAUCAUCAGUGGAAUCAAAUGCCGAUUCUGUGAAAACUAUUGAUAAAAAACGAAAGGGCAAAGAAAACGAAAAAGGUCCAUCAGCUGUAGUGAAUCCGUGUGUUCUCUGUUUGGAAAGUGAAAAGAGAUUGGCAUGUAUACCGUGCGGACAUUUGUCAACAUGCGUUCCUUGUGGUCACAAUCCAGGACCACACAGAUGGUCUUCUCACUUGUCCAAUCUGUCGGCGAGAAAUUGA
Didymodactylos carnosus is the source of this 1320-nucleotide messenger RNA. Lineage: Eukaryota; Metazoa; Rotifera; Eurotatoria; Philodinida; Philodinidae. The record is from the annotation of a GenBank genome assembly.